Molecule: messenger RNA, 2030 nt
Organism: Sander lucioperca (pikeperch)
Lineage: Eukaryota; Metazoa; Chordata; Actinopteri; Perciformes; Percidae
Gene: grk1a
Product: G protein-coupled receptor kinase 1 a
Exons: 7
Coding region: 1-1692 (563 amino acids)
Biological process (GO): protein phosphorylation; regulation of opsin-mediated signaling pathway; signal transduction
Cellular component (GO): cytoplasm
Molecular function (GO): rhodopsin kinase activity; ATP binding
Source: RefSeq, a predicted model, not a curated record
AUGGAUUUUGGUUGCCUGGCAACAGUGGUGGCCAACUCUGCCUACAUCUCGGCCUGUGGGAGCUUUGAUGGCGCUGCCAACUCUGCAUCCAACAGAGACAAGAAGUACCACUCCCGCCUGAAGCUGCCUCACAUCACGGUGUGUGAAGGCCUGCGGGAGACUUUAGAUUUGGGCUUCCAGACCGUCUGUGUGCAGCAGCCCAUCGGCAAACGUCUCUUCCAGGACUUCCUAGACUCCAACAAAGACUAUAAAGUCCCCUGCUGCUUGUGGAAAGAUAUUGAGGAAUACAACAUGGCUCAGGAUGAAGAUCGAGUCAAGAAAGCGAGCAAUAUUUUGUCCCAGUACAUGGAGCCUGGUGCCAAGUAUUUCUGCCCCUUCCUGCCAGAAAACGGCAUCACACAGGUCAAAGAGAAACACCAAGAAGCCGGGGAUGAUCUUCUCAGUGACACCAUGCACAGCGUAAUGGACUUUCUCAAGGAAGUGCCCUACACUUUGUUCCUGGAUGGUAUGUAUCUGAAAAGGUUUCUGCAGUGGAAGUGGUUGGAGAUGCAGCCCAUGGGAGAGGAUUGGUUCUUGGAUUUUCGCAUAUUGGGGAAAGGGGGUUUUGGGGAAGUGUCUGCCUGUCAGAUGAAGGCCACGGGGAAACUGUACGCCUGCAAAAAGCUCAACAAGAAGAGGCUGAAGAAGAGAAAAGGCUAUGAGGGGGCAAUGGUGGAGAAGAAGAUCCAGGCUCGAGUUCACAGCAGGUUCAUCGUCUCGUUGGCGUACGCCUUCCAGUCAAAAACAGAGUUGUGUCUGAUCAUGACCCUCAUGAACGGAGGAGACCUGAGGUAUCACAUUUAUAAUGUGGAUGAGAACAACCCGGGGUUGGGCGAGCCGCGGGCCUGCUACUACGCUGCUCAGAUCAUCCAGGGCCUGGAGCACCUCCACCAGAAGAGGAUCAUCUACAGAGACCUCAAACCAGAGAACGUGCUGUUGGAUAAUCAAGGUAACGUCCGUAUCUCUGACCUUGGUCUGGCUGUGGAGCUGGCUGAUGAUCAGUUCAAAAUCAAGGGUUAUGCCGGGACUCCAGGUUUCAUGGCUCCAGAGCUGCUGAAAGGAGAAGAGUAUGACUACUCCGUAGAUUACUUCUCUCUGGGGGUCACUCUGUAUGAGUUCAUGGCUGCUAAGGGACCCUUCAGGACCCGAGGAGAGAAGGUGGAGAAUAAGGUGUUGAAGAAGCGCAUUCUGAAUGAUCCAGUAACAUAUCCAGAGAAGUUCAGUGAGAACGCCCGGUCCAUCUGUGAGGGUUUGCUGUUCAAAGAGGUCGACAAGAGGCUCGGCUUCAAGAAGGGAUCGUGUGACGAGAUCAGGGCGCACGCCUUCUUCAGCGAGAUCAACUGGAGGAAACUCAAUGCAGGGAUCCUCAGACCUCCUUUCGUGCCGGACUCAAAGACAGUUUAUGCCAAGAACAUUGACGAUGUCGGGGCCUUCUCCACGGCUAAAGGCGUGCAGCUUGAAGACAAAGACAAUGAUUUUUUUGAUGAGUUCGCCUCGGGGAACAUCUCCAUCCCCUGGCAGGAAGAGAUGAUCGAGAUGGGGAUCUACAGCGAGCUCACAGUCUGGGGAGCUGACGGCGCUUUGCCCAACGACCUGCGGCGUGAAUCCAUCCUGGAGCAGCCACACAAGUCUUCCACAUGCUCAGUGUCGUAAGAGGCUACGGUGAAUGAACAGUUCAUUUCUUACUUCAGACUUCAAUACAUUUUAGUGAUGAGGCUGAGUUUGGAGGUGAAUGCAUGUCUCUAAUUUUAGUUUCUAAUAGAUAAUUAGAUACUUACCGUAUUACCUGCACUUUUUUGGCCAUUUUUUUGUUUUUACUUUUAACCAUUUAUGUAUGUAUGUUUAUGUAGACUGACUUUUUUUCGUUUUUUUAUUGCUGCACACUUUCAAAUUAUUAUGUAAUUUUCUGUUUCUAACAUUGUCGGAUUUUUUGAGGUAGGAAUGAUCAUUAUAUAUAUAUAUAUAUAUAUAUAUAUAUAUAUAUAUGUGUG